AUGUGCUAACAGUGCUUUUGUUGCCAAUUCGCGUUGUCGGCUGUGUUCUCUCUCUACUAUCUGCGUGGAUGUUUGCCUGUAUUGGCCUCUAUGGUCUAACAUUGGAUGAACUAAUGUCAAAACCAAUAACCGGUUGGCGAAAACAAUGUCAACGCGUAACCUCUGGUGCUAUGCGCACACUCUUUGCUGCUGGCACUUUUAUGCAUAUCAAAUUGACUGGCGAGCGUGCAUCACCCAAACAAGCACCCAUUAUGGUCGUGGCACCACACUCCUCUUAUGUGGAUUCGAUUAUUGUUGUAGCAACUGGACCACCGUCAAUUGUGGCUAAGCGCGAAACAGCCGAUAUACCACUGCUAGGCAAAAUCAUCAAUUUUGCUCAACCCAUUUAUGUGCAGCGGGAGGAUCCGAAUUCGCGUCAAAAUACGAUACGUCAAAUUGUACAACGCGCACGUUCCGAGGAUGAAUGGCCUCAAGUUGUGAUAUUUUCCGAGGGUACAUGCACUAAUCGAAAGGCGUUGAUUAAAUUUAAGCCUGGAGCUUUUUAUCCGGGGGUGCCGGUACAGCCGGUGUUGUUGAAGUACCCCAACAAAUAUGAUUCAUUCACUUGGACAUGGGAUGGACCUGGCGUCCUCAAGCUACUUUGGCUGACGAUGGCGCAAUUCUAUAGUCGUUGCGAAAUCGAAUUUUUGCCUGUCUACACGCCAUCAGAAGAGGAAAAAGCUGAUGCAAAUUUAUAUGCACAAAAUGUGCGCGAUGUUAUGGCGAAAGCACUCGGUGUGCCAACGUCAGAAUAUUCAUUCGAAGAUGUGAUUACAAUGAGUCGUGCCAAAGAUAUGCGUGUGCCCUACCCUGGUGAUAUUAUCGAAAUUGAACGUGUGCUUUACAGUUUGGGCUUCCUACCGGAUUCCGAACGUGACCAAGAAUUAGUCGCUGAUUUCCUUAGCUUACACAAUACUGACCGAUUAGACAUAUUUACUUUUGCUGAUUUGCUGCAACUCGAUGCCAAGAGUACGCAUCUACACCAGCUUUUUGCACUUUUAGAUCAUCAUCACAAUUACACAGUCAGCUUGAAGAGUUUUCUGUUAUGCUCACAAUUUUGUAAAUUAAAGAAUGAAGAGAUCAUCGUAUUUUUGCGUGCCAUAACGAAUGUAAGUUGCAUUUUUUUCUUGACUUAGUUUUAAUUUUAAGCUCAU
Messenger RNA from Rhagoletis zephyria (snowberry fruit fly), 1193 nucleotides. Its product is annotated as lysophosphatidylcholine acyltransferase-like. NCBI's taxonomy places the organism in Eukaryota, Metazoa, Arthropoda, Insecta, Diptera, Tephritidae. The record is from RefSeq and is a predicted model, not a curated record. Gene Ontology annotation, cellular component: endoplasmic reticulum. Gene Ontology annotation, molecular function: lysophosphatidic acid acyltransferase activity.